Molecule: messenger RNA, 657 nt
Organism: Diaporthe amygdali
Lineage: Eukaryota; Fungi; Ascomycota; Sordariomycetes; Diaporthales; Diaporthaceae
Exons: 2
Coding region: 1-657 (218 amino acids)
Molecular function (GO): O-methyltransferase activity
Source: RefSeq, a predicted model, not a curated record
AUGUCCUCUCUCUCGCCCAUCAAUGCUCCGGGACACAUCCUGCAGCUCCUGUCUGAGUUGCACGCGAAAUCCCUGGAACAGGAGGCCGGCAUCUCGAAAACCGGUAAGGUCUUCUCUUCCGAUGUCCUGGGCGACCUCGAGGACCAGCACUCGCGUGUCAACUCCGCGGUCGAGUUCGACAAGCUCAUGCUGGACAAGUUCAUCGCGCUGGACGAGGACAAGUGCCAGUUUACGUAUCAGCUCAUCAACGCCAUGGGUGCCACCAACGUCGUUGAGGCAGGCACGAGCUUCGGAGUCAGCACCAUCUACCUUGCUCUCGCUGUUGGCAAAACCAAGGCUGCCACGGGCAAGUCCGGAACGGUCAUUGCGACCGAAAAGGAGACGCAAAAGGCAGAUGUUGCGCGCGGGUACUGGGCGCAGUGCGGUCCGGCAAUCGAGCAAGAGAUUGAUCUGAGGGUGGGAAAUCUGCUUGAGACUCUGAAGGAAAGGUUGCCACAAGUUGAUCUCCUUCUCCUCGACAACAACACUCUAUCCGGUGCUGAAGGGUACAAAGAUCUGCUGGAAUUCCUGAGAGAGCCGCAGAACGGGUUUCAGAAUAUGACUCUUCCAUUUACGAACGGGUUUGAGAUGAGCGUUUAUAUGCCAGGGCCGAUAUAA